AUGGGCGCUCUGUGCCCCCUGUGCCCCCUGUGCCCGUGGCUGGUGCUGGUCCUGGUCCUCUUCUCCUUCUGCAACGCAUCGGAGGCGCCUCCGAGCUCCGAUGACUACGGACUCCUGGUGCCCUUCCUGAAGGUCUUGAGGGAGAGAGACGGCAGUAACCACAGCUCUCCGACAAAGCCCGACACCAGGUACCUGCGGUACAUGCGGAGGCUCUACACCGUGUCGGCCACCCAGGAUGGCAUCCCCAGAAGAGGCGUCGAUCAUCACUACAACACCGUCAGGUUGUUGACCCCUCGGACUCUGUGCACUGAGACCGACGGAGAAGCAUUCAAGCAGGAUGUGUACUAUGGAUUGGAUUUUGUUACGGAGGAUCUGUUGAGAUCGGUGCUGCUCUACUCGGUGGACAAACCCAUUCAUUUCCCAGUUUUGUGCAACUGCAAUCUCCUGGUUAAAGACCACAAGUUAAUUCGGUUGCAGACUUGCUCCAAUGCUCAACGAUCUCACAACUUCCUUCUGCGUCUAGAGCGUAGGAAGAGGCACGAGUGGGUGGAAGUGGACCUGACCUCAUUUCUUCAACCCUUUAUUGGGCUUCACAAGGGGAGCCUUCACAUGGUGUUCAAUUAUUGGUGCGUGAGACCAGACCAGUCUCACCCCAACCUCACCAGAGGCAGAGAUGGUGAUGACAACCCAUUGAAACUGUCUCUGAUGGCCCCUUCCUUACUUUUGUUCCUCAAUGAUACUCGUGGACAAGCUCAUCAGCGAUGGUAUGAUGAAACUGAGCUCAAUGUCCAUCCCAGGCUGGGUCAGGUACAGUCACUAGCAAAAGCCCCGUCCCAUCAAAGCCGAGAACUGGUGAGGCGUUCGAGUUCGCGUUCCAUUCGCAAACGCAGAGGUCCCAAGCGAAGAGGAUUGGUGAAGGCACCCCAGAAUAUUCAUCGCUUCCCCUGGUUGCAGCAUCCCAAGGAGGAAUGUCAGCUCCACGACUUCAGGCUGGCUUUCAGUCAGCUUAGAUGGGAUCAUUGGAUCAUUGCUCCACACAACUACAAUCCACGUUUCUGCAGGGGAAGCUGCCCUAGGGCUUUGGGUCAUCGCUAUGGUUCCCCUGUUCACACCCUUGUACAGAACAUCUUGUUUGAGAAAGGCAAUUCCCCCAUCCCUCAACCCUCUUGUGUUCCCUCUGGCUACAACCCCCUGAGUGUCUUAACGCUGGAAAAUGAUGGUUCUGUAACCUACAAAGAGUAUGAGGACAUGAUUGCUACUGCUUGUACCUGCCGAUAGUGCACAUUUUGGCUCCAGAAUGAAAUGUAUGUGAAUCAGUCUGAAGGUUGUUGCUGACUUGCAUGGCAUGGAAAAAUAGUAUUAUUCCUGCAAAGCCAAGAAAAGCGCCAUAAUAUAGUGUAUUAAAUUGUUUUAGUGUUUUUUUUAUUUGCAGU
Messenger RNA from Callorhinchus milii (elephant shark), 1433 nucleotides. RefSeq names its product growth differentiation factor 9 (gene gdf9). The record is from RefSeq and is a predicted model, not a curated record. Gene Ontology annotation, cellular component: extracellular region. Gene Ontology annotation, molecular function: growth factor activity; cytokine activity. NCBI's taxonomy places the organism in Eukaryota, Metazoa, Chordata, Chondrichthyes, Chimaeriformes, Callorhinchidae. The transcript is spliced from 2 exons. The coding region runs from base 1 to 1278 and encodes 425 amino acids. Gene Ontology annotation, biological process: SMAD protein signal transduction; BMP signaling pathway.